ACAAACUAGCAAUCAAUUAUUAACCAUUUCUACUCGCAAAUUAACUUAGCCUCAAUUAAUGGCUACCCCAAACCACCUCCACAUUCUGUACCUAAGACAAAACGCGAGGACCAAUCUCCCUCAAACGGAAGAAGAAAUCGAUUACGCCGGAAGGGCGCAGUGGCUCCGAGCCGCAGUGCUCGGAGCUGACGACGGCCUGCUCUCCGUCGCAUCACUCAUGAUGGGAAUAGGAGCCAUUAGAGACGAUGUCAAAGCCAUGAUCCUCACCGGCUUUGCCGGACUCUUAGCCGGCGCGUGCAGCAUGGCGGUCGGCGAAUUCGUCUCUGUUUACUCACAGCUCGACAUGGAGAUGAAGAGAGAGAAAGGAAUGGCUGAAAAUGGAGAGAGGGAAAGGGAAAGGCGUCCUAACCCUUUGCAGGCUGCCAUGGCAUCGGCUCUCGCCUUCUCGUUUGGAGCUAUUCUACCGUUACUUGCAGCUGCAUUCAUAACUAACCAUAAUGUCCGGCUAGGGGUGGUGGUGGCGGCGGCCACCUUGGGGCUGGCUGCGUCUGGCGGCGCCGGGGCCGCGCUGGGGGGGACCAAGGUGGUGAGCUCUUGUGGUAGGGUGGUGGUGGGAGGAUGGAUGGCCAUGGCCAUCACGUUUGGUCUCACUAAGUUACUUGGGACUAGUGGUUUAUGCAUUUAAGAUAUUCUAUUAUCAAUUUGUUUGACAUUAUGUAUUGCAGAUAUAAAUGAAAGACAUAUGGCAAGGAUAAAAGUUUAAGAUUAUUAGA
This is a messenger RNA of Salvia miltiorrhiza (redroot sage), 773 nucleotides long. Its product is annotated as vacuolar iron transporter homolog 4-like. The record is from RefSeq and is a predicted model, not a curated record. Bases 59 to 685 code for a protein of 208 amino acids. The transcript has a single exon. Gene Ontology annotation, cellular component: membrane. Gene Ontology annotation, molecular function: iron ion transmembrane transporter activity; manganese ion transmembrane transporter activity. Gene Ontology annotation, biological process: intracellular manganese ion homeostasis. Lineage: Eukaryota; Viridiplantae; Streptophyta; Magnoliopsida; Lamiales; Lamiaceae.